Molecule: messenger RNA, 342 nt
Organism: Chlorella variabilis
Lineage: Eukaryota; Viridiplantae; Chlorophyta; Trebouxiophyceae; Chlorellales; Chlorellaceae
Exons: 4
Source: RefSeq, a predicted model, not a curated record
UGCCACAUUUGCACUGCAGAUGCGAUGCGGCACAGCGCGGGGCACGAGUGGGAGGAGCGGCUGAAUGAGGAGCUGGCGGCGGCGGGGGUGGCCUUCUGGACUGAGAACCAGCUGCGGUCAAGAGGCUACCACAAGACGCCCGACGCGCGCCUGCAGGCAUCAUGUGUGCCCAUUGCGGUGCAGGGCCGCAUCGUCAACUGGAUAGACAGCAAGGCCACGUUUGGGGACGACAAGCUGCACAGGCAGCAGACGGUGGAGCAGUACGAGCGGUACGUCAAUCGCUUCGGCCCUGGCCUGGUCAUCUACUGGCACGGAUACAUCGCAGACCUGAACAAGGUGUAG